AUACGAAGCCUGUUGAUCCAUUCCGAGUUUUUUUACAACGAAAAUUUCUUGGACGGCAGAAAGUCGGCGGUUUGUUAAGCUGCUCUUCGGUUCCGAGUCGCGCUGUAUGACGUUAAACGACGAGGAGAAGAAAGGAUAUUUAUUGAUUUGCCUGAGUUUGGUUGUUUUGUGGUGCGGGAGUGAGAGUUAAUUCGGGAUAAGUUUGAAGCUGAUAAGGAGGAGACCAUGGACUGGGGAACCGAGCUGUGGGAUCAGAAUGACGUCAUUGAGAAACACACACAGUCAGGGCUGGAUCUGGUGGAUAAGUACAUUAAGUUCGUAAAGGAGCGCACAGAGAUCGAGCAAAGCUACGCCAAGCAGCUAAGGAAUCUCACAAAGAAGUACAGCCCUAAACGAGGCAGCAAGGAGGAGCAGGAAUGCAGGUUCUCAAACCACCAGGCUUUCCUGGACGUUCUUAACGAGAUGAAUGACUAUGCAGGACAGAGGGAGCUGGUUGCUGAGAACAUGAUGAUGAACAUCUGUAUUGAGCUCACCAAGUACCUGCAGGAGCUCAAACUGGAGCGCAAGGCGCAUCUUUCAGAUGCCAAAAAGGCUCAGCAGGCAUUGGAGAGCACCUAUAAGCAGCUCGACAGUAGUAAAAAGCGCUUCGAGAGGGAGUGGAAGGAGGCGGAAAAGGCGGCGCAGAACGCAGAGAAAACGGAUCAGGACAUCAAUGCUACAAAAGCAGAUGUGGAAAAGGCUAAACAGCAUGCUCAUAUGCGUACACACAUUGCAGAGGAGUGUAAGAACGACUAUGCUGCCCAGCUGCAGAAGUACAACAAGGAGCAGAACCAGUUCUACUUCACUGACAUGCCACAGAUAUUUAAUAAGUUGCAGGACAUGGAUGAGAGGCGUGUGCGGAAGCUAUCACAAGCCUACAUCCUGUUUGCUGAUACGGAAAGGCAAGUCAUGCCCAUCAUCGGGAAGUGCCUGGAGGGCAUCAUCAGAGCUGGCACCAAUGUUAACGAGAAGAAUGACUCUGUGGUUCUAAUAGAGCAGCACAAAUCAGGAUUUGAGCGACCUGGCGAUCUGGAGUUUGAGGACUACAGCCAGGGAAUCAACCGAGCCUCGUCUGACAGCAGCCUGGGCACACCUAAAGGCCCGCUGGAUCUGCUGGGCAAAAACAAGAGCAAACCUUUUUGGCUGUUCAGCAAGAAGAGCAAGCCCUCCUCCUCCUCCCCCUCCCCGCUCACGCCCUUCUCUACACCCCCUGCCCCCUCACCCGCUAACGGACCCCCGUCCCCCAAGUUUGCCCGGGAUCCCCUGUCCUACUGUUUGAAGGAGAUCAAUAAGACAGUCAAGCCACGAAUCUCGUCCUUCCGGACCCUCCGCAGAACGCCGGCUGCCACAGAGGAUUUCGGUCAUCUUCCCCCGGAGCAGAGGAGGAAACGUCUGCAACAGAAGAUCGAUGACAUCAGCAAGGAACUGCAGAAGGAACUAGACCAAAGCGAGGCUCUGGGGAAAAUGAAAGACGUUUAUGAGAAAAAUCCCCAGAUGGGUGAUCCUGCUAGUCUGGCACCGCAAAUCACCCAGACAACCCAUAACAUCGAAAAGCUCCGAGGGGAACUGAACAAAUACGAGUCAUGGCUCGCAGGAGCCGGAGGACGCGGAGACGCCACUCUUCGUUACUCCACUCACUCCCUAAACAACAACGGUGGCCACAAUGCAUACAGUCCUGAUGGAGCUCAUUCGGACGAGAGCACCCCCGACACCUCUCAGGCCAUCUACGCUGAGUUUGAUGAUGACUUUGAGGAAGAGGAGCUCUCUGCUCCUAUCGGCCAGUGCACAGCUCUCUACAACUUCCCAGGCUCGAGCGAGGGCACGAUCUCCAUGCAGGAGGGCGAGGUGUUGGCCGUCGUGGAGGAGGACAAAGGUGAUGGAUGGACACGAGUGAGGCGGAACAAUGGAGACGAAGGCUACAUCCCCACCUCCUACGCCACCAUUACACUCAAGUGACCCAGACGGUGGUGUCCCUGACGCGAGGAGCAACUCCCCAUCACCACGGCGUAUCAUUUGGCACAGAACACUGCAGAGAGAGAGAGAGAGAGAUAGAAACAUGCAAUGGAUCUGACAGAUUCCUGUCAGGUCAGCCAGAAAGAGCAUGAGAAUGUUGUUAGCGUUUUUUUGUUUUGUUUUUUUUUCCCCUUCCCCUCGGUCCCCUCCUUGUUCUCCUUCUCGUCGUCUAGACGUCUGAGCUGCAUUGAGCGUGUAUAUGCUUGGGACGCUUGUUGGGGUUUUGCUCGGCCUGGGAGACAUCAGCCGUCUGCCAUCAUCAGACAAAGACAAACCACAGGGGAGGAUGUUUGAGUGCUGUAGCUGAACAGGACGUACAAGACGCGUACAACACACAGUUUGCCAAGUGGAGAGAAUGGGAAUGAAAAAAGAGAGUGAAACGUAGUCUGGUGCUACAAGGAGGAGGAAAAUAAUUAACCGUAACACUUUUUGUUUCUGUCCUGAUCAGAAGUUAUUCCUUGGUCUUCAUGUGUAAACUUUGUUUUAAUGGACAAUGCACAGACCAACGAGCACCAAUCCUUCGCAAAUGCUUCGCCUGUAUGUGCGUUUAUAAUGGAACGAGUGUGUGUGUGUUGGACAGAGCAAGCUAUAUGAACCAGUUAAUACGGUUUAACAUUUCUGUUUUAGAAGUAUAAAAAUAUAUAUAUUUUUUUCCCUGAAAUCGAAACGCUACACAGUCUGCAGUACAAAACUUUUUUUUUUUAAGACAAUCACCAUAGACAGGUAUAUGUAGAAUUUACUGACUGCUUUUUAUAAACCCGAGCUACAUAUUCCACAAAUACGAUAAUGCUUUAGGAAGAUCGUAAUUUAUUGUUUGUGUGGUCGCACUUGCACAAGUUGUAUCUGUACACGCGCGCACACAUGCACAGAGAGAGCAAAAUCACAUAAACACAGUUUAUCAGCAAAGAAAACUAUAAAAAGACGUGCCACAAUUAAGACUUCCAUAUUUAUAUAUGUAUAAGAAUUUAUAUAUUUUAGAUAUCACAGCACCUCUUUUGUCUUAAUAGCUUUUUAUGUUUAAGGAAUAAAUAUUGUGUUGUCUCAGCUCAGGUCUGUACGCAGUAAUUAAAGGUGAACAAAAUGUUCUGAGUUGUUUUAGCUGCAUCUGUGAUGUUACAAGAGUUUUACAAAUCUCACGCACAUUUUGGAAAGUCAUGUUGUGUCUUUUCUCAAUUGUUUUGUCUCUGUUCCUCCAGGAGGGGAAACGCUUCAUCCUGUAGUUUCCUUUGAGUGGCUUGUUACAGGCUGCCUGAUGGUCAUGUGACUGAUCACAUGGAAAAAGGGAGUUUUUUUUUUUUUUUUUUUAAAUCCCCCUCCCACCUCCAGGAUGUGAACAACCAUGUGUCAGCCAUUACUACUUGUGUGAAACUUCCUGAGGUAGUCUUUACUGCCCUAAAAAUAAAUACAUUUAAAAAAUAA
Messenger RNA from Neoarius graeffei (lesser salmon catfish), 3471 nucleotides. RefSeq names its product thyroid hormone receptor interactor 10a (gene trip10a). Gene Ontology annotation, molecular function: protein binding. The coding region runs from base 226 to 1995 and encodes 589 amino acids. NCBI's taxonomy places the organism in Eukaryota, Metazoa, Chordata, Actinopteri, Siluriformes, Ariidae. The record is from RefSeq and is a predicted model, not a curated record. Gene Ontology annotation, biological process: signal transduction. The transcript has 15 exons.